Cucumis melo (muskmelon) is the source of this 3160-nucleotide messenger RNA. Its product is annotated as G-type lectin S-receptor-like serine/threonine-protein kinase At1g34300. Gene Ontology annotation, molecular function: ATP binding; protein serine/threonine kinase activity. The transcript has a single exon. NCBI's taxonomy places the organism in Eukaryota, Viridiplantae, Streptophyta, Magnoliopsida, Cucurbitales, Cucurbitaceae. The record is from RefSeq and is a predicted model, not a curated record. Gene Ontology annotation, biological process: recognition of pollen; protein phosphorylation. Bases 320 to 2848 code for a protein of 842 amino acids.
UGGUAGAAAAGAAAAUUGAACUUUCUGACUCAAGAAAAUUGACCACCGGUGAAGAAACGAAGAUUCAAUCACUCUACAAUCCAAUGAAUCCAUUUCCAUUUUCCAGUCUUCUCCUUCCACAUGUUUCCCAUUUUUCUUCCUCUCCAUUUUCUAUAAAUCUUUGGAUUUCCCUUUUCAACAACCCAUUAUCUUCACAUUUUGAUCGGAGUUUCUUACUUUUCCGACCGUUUCCAGUCCAUUUUCUUGGUGAUUAUGACCGGAUUUCGCUAAUUUGAAACGACGUUCUGUUCUGUUCUGUUCAUCACGAUUGAAAAGAAAUAUGAACUUCCAUACCCAUUUGUUUCGUUGCUUUAUUGCUUUUGCUUUCGCAGUGUCUUUCUCGGAGGCUGCUAUAACUCUAGGCUCUUCUUUGAGAGCUUCGGUUCCCAAUCAGGCAUGGAAUUCCUCUAAUGGAGAUUUCUCUUUGGGUUUCACUCCAUUGGAUUCUUCUUCCGGUUCUUCUUUUAAAGUCGGCAUAGUCUUCACUGGUGGCGUUCCUACUAUAUGGUCUGCUGGUGGCGGCGCUACGGUGGAUGCUUCCAGUGCACUUCACUUCCAAUCUGACGGUAACCUCCGUCUCGUCAGUGGUUCUGGUGCCGUUGUUUGGGAAUCUAACACCACUGGCCUUGGCGUUUCCUCCGCUGUGCUCGAGGAUACCGGCAACCUCGUCCUUCUAAAUAGUAGUUCCCAGCCGGUUUGGUCUUCGUUCGAUCAUCCGACCGAUACGAUUGUUCCAUCGCAGAAUUUUACUGUGGGGAUGGUACUGCGAUCUGGUCAGUAUUCUUUUAAAUUACUUGAUGUUGGGAAUAUAACUCUGACUUGGAAUGGAGAUGAAGGUGAUGUUGUCUAUUGGAAUCAUGGGUUAAAUACAUCGAUCGGUGGAACUUUGAAUUCUCCUAGUUUACGAUUAGAUCCUAUUGGGAUGUUGGCUGUUUUUGAUACAAGAAUACCAGCUGGUUCAUUUGUAGCUUAUAGCAACGAUUAUGCUGAUAAUGCUGAGCCUACUUUUAGGUUUCUAAAGUUGACAAGAGAUGGAAAUUUAGAGAUUCGUAGUGUUGUUAGAGGAAGUGGGUCUGAAACAGCAGGAUGGGAAGCUAUUCCUGACAGAUGUCAGAUAUUUGGGUUUUGUGGGGAACUUAGUAUUUGUAGUUAUAAUGAUACAAGUCCAACUUGUAGUUGCCCAUCUGCAAAUUUUGAACCUUUUGAUUCAAAUGAUUGGAAGAAAGGAUGUAAGAGGAAGUUGGAUCUCGGAAAUUGUAGCAGUGGCAUUAACAUGUUGCCAUUGCAGAAUACAAAGCUUUUACAAUAUCCAUGGAAUUUUCCAGGCAUACAGUACUCCAUGCAGAUAUCGGGGUGUCAAUCAAAUUGUCGACAAAGUGCUGCCUGUGAUUCUUCUACUGCACCAUCAGACGGGAGUGGGUUUUGUUAUUACAUAUCUUCAGGUUUUAUAAGGGGAUAUCAGAGUCCUGCUUUGCCAAGCACUUCAUUCCUCAAGGUCUGUGGGGAUGUGCUCCCAAAUCAACAGGAAUCUUCAGAUGUUUCGAGGCCGGGUGAUAAGAAUGUGAAGACUUGGGUUUUGGCUGUUGUGGUUUUGGUUACCCUUUUUGCCAUGAUUGCUUUUGAGGCUGGUUUAUGGUGGUGGUGUUGUAGACACACCUCCAAUUUUGGAGGGAUGUCCAGCCAAUACACUCUUCUUGAGUAUGCUUCUGGUGCUCCAGUGCAGUUCUCGUAUAAAGAACUCCAUCGUGUGACGAACGGUUUCAAGGACAAGCUUGGAGCUGGUGGAUUUGGUGCUGUUUAUAAAGGGGUUCUUACUAAUAGGACAGUUGUUGCAGUGAAGCAACUCGAGGGAAUUGAGCAGGGAGAGAAGCAAUUUAGGAUGGAGGUAGCAACUAUAAGUAGCACACACCAUUUGAAUCUGGUGAGAUUGGUUGGUUUUUGCUCAGAAGGACGGCGUAGGCUAUUAGUAUAUGAGCUCAUGAAGAAUGGCUCUCUUGAUGGAUUGCUAUUCAAGGGGGAAGAAGGGCAAUCUGGGAAGUUCCUUAGCUGGGAAGAUCGUUUCAAAAUUGCUGUUGGAACUGCCAAGGGGAUCACAUAUCUUCAUGAGGAGUGCCGUGAUUGCAUCAUUCAUUGUGAUAUAAAGCCAGAGAACAUACUCUUAGAUGAGUAUUUAAAUGCCAAAGUCUCAGAUUUUGGUCUGGCAAAGCUCAUUAAUAUGAAAGAUCACAGAUAUCGAACCUUGACUAGCGUAAGAGGGACGAGGGGAUAUUUGGCACCUGAAUGGCUAGCAAACCUGCCACUGACUUCAAAGUCUGAUGUUUUCAGCUAUGGUAUGGUUCUUUUAGAGAUCGUGAGUGGACGAAGGAAUUUUGAUGUUUCUGAAGAAACAAAUCACAAGCGGUUCUCUUUGUGGGCUUACGAAGAGUUCGAAAAAGGAAAUCUCAUAGAAAUCGUUGACAAAAGACUUGUGGAUCAAGAGAUUGAUAUGGACCAAGUUAGUAGGGUGGUUCAGGUGAGCUUUUGGUGCAUCCAGGAGCAACCAUCUCAGAGGCCAACAAUGGGAAAAGUCGUGCAGAUGAUCGAAGGAGUCAUCGACAUCGAGAGGCCUCCUGCACCAAAAGUAACAUCCAUGGUUUCCGCAAGUGGAACAAGCACUUAUAUCAGCAGCAAUUUGAGCAAUUUCUCCACCACACCCACAACCGAAACACCGGCCUCAUUUUCGUCAUCUCUUGCUGCACUAGACAUGACUCCUGGUGGCAGCAAGAUUGAGAAAACAAGUUCAUCCCUUCUUCAAUCAAGGUACGACUAACUUUUUAGCUUUUCAGUUCAUUCCACAUUCGAAUCUUCUUACACAGAUUUGGGUGCAAAUAUUUUGCUCAAAUAUUUACUAGAAAGCUUUAUAGUUCCUAGUCAUGGUGAUGUAACAAUUAAGUUUUUUCUUCAAGUUAUUUUUCGACGUUAACUGUAAAUAUAUUUUGUAAAUCAUUGUGCAGUUUUGUUUUGGUGCUGAGGGUGCAAGCCCAACAAAGUUGUAAUAAGUUAGGAACUUCAUUAAAAUUGUAUAAUUGUUAAAAUUUCCAUCUUCUAUAAUAUUUGUAUGAUAGAUGAAGGUUUUUCUUCA